Molecule: messenger RNA, 2082 nt
Organism: Oncorhynchus masou masou (cherry salmon)
Lineage: Eukaryota; Metazoa; Chordata; Actinopteri; Salmoniformes; Salmonidae
Product: Y-box-binding protein 2-A-like
Exons: 9
Coding region: 95-1105 (336 amino acids)
Biological process (GO): regulation of gene expression
Cellular component (GO): nucleus
Molecular function (GO): nucleic acid binding
Source: RefSeq, a predicted model, not a curated record
CCGGGAGGUUGUCUGGAUAAAAAGUUUGCGGUGGUGAUCUGAGCUAAGUGAAGACAAGAGGUGGACAUUAUUGUGAAUCUGUAUCCGUGCGAGUAUGAACGACGCAGAAGAGCAGAGCGCCCCAUCGUCGGCACCAGUGGAAGAACCGCCACAGCUGGAGAGAAAAAUUAUAGCCUCUACAGUCCAAGGCACGGUGAAAUGGUUCAACGUGCGCAAUGGCUAUGGCUUUAUCAACAGAAACGACACCAAAGAAGAUGUCUUUGUUCAUCAGACUGCCAUCAAGAACAACAACCCCAGGAAGUUCCUUCGCAGUGUUGGAGAUGGGGAGGUGGUGGAGUUUGAUGUGGUCGAGGCCACCAAGCUCUUUCCCCUCUCGCAGGGCUCUGAGGCAGCCAACGUGACCGGGCCUAGCGGGGUUCCUGUGAAAGGCAGCCGCUAUGCGCCCAACAAACGUCGCUUCCGCCGCCGCCGCACCUCCCCUCGCAGCCCUCAGGCCGAUGAUAAGGGUGACGGCACCUCUGUCCCCACCUCGGAGGGCGAAGGGGAGAAUGGCAGAGGGGAGAAUGGUGGUGAACGACCCGCACCGCGACGACGCAGGCCCCGCCGACCCAGACGGGAAGGACGAGAGGGCGAGUCAGGGGAACAGGAGGGAGCAGUGGAAGGCGACCAGCAGAGGCCACCACUGCGCAGGUUCAGGCCCCAGUACCGCAGGCCAUUCCGUCCUCGCCCACCCCCUGGGGAGGGUAAGCAGGAUGGCAGCGCCCCCACCGAGAGGCAGGAAGGCCAGGCAGCGGACGGACAGAAAGAGGUGGAGGCCCAGCAGACAAACGGGAAGCAGGCCAACGAAGACGGCCAGAAACCCCGCCGACAGUUCAGCCGCCGCAGGCAGAGGAACUCUGAGUCUAACACUGUCUCUAAAGAUGGGACAGAGAAGCCAGCCUUGGGGCCUAGCACCACCCCUCAGACCUCCAAGCCAGCUGAGGUCAAAGCCUCCCCCAAGUCUUCACCUAAAGGCUCCCCCAAGAUGUCCCCCAAGUCCUCCCCCAAAACCAUCCCCAAAUCACCAGAGCCACCUGCCACGACAGUUCCCGUGGCGGCAGAAUGACGCCUCUGAGCAGAUGGUGUCACGUGACCCCAGGCAAGCGGUGGACUCCACGCUAAACUGAUGCAACCUUUCAGGGGUUGGGUGGAGGAGGGGUUUGGGUUACGCCUAUUGCACUACAUUGCACUACAAAACCGCAUCGUAGGCCAUAUUGUAGCUGAUGUCACUAGUAUGUGACCAUUUAGUUCCUUAAGUAAUUAUUUUUCUACAUGGGUUUUUAGAGGAAUUACAAGUCUUUUGAUGGAAUGGAAAGCACCAGGUGGAUUUUGCUUUUCCUGUGUCCUUUAUAAUUUUGGGACAUUCUGGCAUUCAAUGAAUGCCCACCUAUAUUACAGGUGUAAUUUGGUUGCCAAUUGAAGACUCAAAUCCUGUGGGACCAACUGCUUGUUUUGAGGUUGGAAGUUUUAAGUUGUGGCAUUUUUUGUGUUCAGUUUAUUUUGUUUUAAUGUCGGGCUCUUUCCUCUUGGCAACCUGUUGGUCUCGCUCUGUAGGUCCUAUGGACCGUUAGACGCAGUCCCCCAUCUAACAGUACAUACCCACCUGACUUGUCUACACACUGCGUAUGGGGAGGAGGAGAAGAGAGGAAGGGAUAUAGUGGGUUGUCUGUUUACAAUUGAGAAAAUACUCAUUUUAGAAGAGAGCGUGAACCUGCUUGGAUGCCCAUUUAAACCACAAAACCCACAACAAGUUCUUUAAUUGACUGAGAAUGGGCACAAUCAAUAGAGUGGCUCCAGCCUCUAUUUAAGUUUGAUAACAUGAAAGCAAAGCAGGUGUGAGUGUAGUGGUACAGUCUAGGACCUGACCCCGCCCCCCCCCCCCAGAUUCUAAAACAUGCUGCUGCCCAUCCCCCCUCAUAAAGGCAUGAGGCUGGUUUAAAGAUAUAUUGUAAUUGUAAUUUUUUGGUUUUGUAUGUGCUUGUUUGGAGGGGAUUAUGUGCAAUGUCAGUAUCAGAAUGUCUAUAAAAAUCAUGUUUGCAAAGA